This is a messenger RNA of Racocetra persica, 366 nucleotides long. The record is from the annotation of a GenBank genome assembly. NCBI's taxonomy places the organism in Eukaryota, Fungi, Glomeromycota, Glomeromycetes, Diversisporales, Gigasporaceae.
AUGGGGAAAGCGAAGAAAACAAGAAGGUUUGCCGAGGUUAAACGCUUAUUAAAUCCUAAGGAUUCAAGAUUAAAAUCUGUACAAGAAAAACAAAAAAAGAAAAAUGAAGAGAGAGAAAAAGAGGCUGUUCGAAAUGUGCCACAAGUAGCCUCUUCUUUAUUCUUUAGACAUAAUACGUCUUUAGGUCCACCUUAUCAAAUUUUAGUGGAUACAAAUUUUAUUAAUUUUUCAAUUCAGAAUAAAUUGGAACUUGUACAGGCUAUGAUGGAUUGUCUUUAUGCUAAAUGUAUACCAUGUAUCACGGAUUGUGUAAUGGCUGAAUUGGAAAAAUUAGGACCGAAAUACAGGAUAAGAAAAGAUUUAUGA